AUUGCCAGGACGAAUCAAAGUUGACUUUGUGAUUCCUAAAGAACUUCCCUUUGGAGACAAAGACACAAAAUCCAAAGUGACCCUGCUGGAAGGUGACCAUGUUAGGUUUAAUAUUUCAACAGACCGGCGUGACAAAUUAGAACGAGCAACCAACAUAGAAGUUCUAUCAAAUACAUUUCAGUUCACUAAUGAAGCCAGAGAAAUGGGUGUUAUUGCUGCCAUGAGAGAUGGUUUUGGUUUCAUCAAGUGCGUGGAUCGUGAUGCUCGUAUGUUCUUCCACUUCAGUGAAAUUCUAGAUGGGAACCAGCUCCACAUUGCAGAUGAAGUAGAGUUUACUGUGGUUCCUGAUAUGCUCUCUGCCCAAAGAAAUCAUGCUAUUAGGAUUAAAAAACUUCCCAAGGGCACGGUUUCAUUCCAUUCCCAUUCAGAUCAUCGUUUUCUGGGCACUGUAGAAAAAGAAGCCACCUUUUCAAAUCCUAAAACCACAAGCCCAAAUAAAGGCAAAGACAAGGAGGCGGAAGAUGGCAUUAUUGCUUAUGAUGACUGUGGGGUGAAACUGACUAUUGCUUUUCAAGCCAAGGAUGUGGAAGGAUCUACUUCUCCUCAAAUAGGAGAUAAGGUUGAAUUUAGUAUUAGUGACAAACAGAGGCCUGGACAGCAGAUUGCAACUUGUGUGAGACUUUUAGGUCGUAAUUCUAACUCCAAAAGGCUCUUGGGUUAUGUGGCAACUCUGAAAGAUAAUUUUGGAUUUAUUGAAACAGCUAAUCAUGAUAAGGAAAUAUUUUUCCAUUAUAGUGAGUUCUCUGGUGAUGUUGAUAGCCUGGAACUGGGAGAUAUGGUUGAAUACAGCUUGUCCAAAGGCAAAGGCAAUAAAGUCAGUGCUGAGAAAGUAAACAAAACUCAUUCAGUGAAUGGCAUUACUGAGGAAGCUAAUCCCACCAUCUAUUCUGGUAAAGUCAUUCGUCCUCUUAGAGGUGUUGAUCCAACACAGAUUGAGUACCAAGGAAUGAUUGAGAUUGUGGAGGAGGGGGAUAUGAAAGGUGAAGUGUAUCCAUUUGGCAUAGUUGGGAUGGCCAACAAAGGGGAUUGCCUGCAGAAAGGGGAGAGUGUCAAGUUCCAGUUGUGUGUCCUUGGCCAAAAUGCACAAACUAUGGCCUACAAUAUCACACCCCUUCGUAGGGCCACUGUGGAGUGUGUGAAAGAUCAGUUUGGCUUUAUUAACUAUGAAGUAGGAGAUAGCAAGAAGCUCUUUUUCCAUGUGAAAGAAGUUCAGGAUGGCAUUGAGUUACAGGCAGGAGAUGAGGUGGAAUUCUCAGUGAUUCUUAAUCAGCGCACUGGGAAAUGCAGUGCCUGUAAUGUUUGGCGAGUCUGUGAAGGCCCCAAAGCUGUUGCAGCUCCUCGACCUGAUCGAUUGGUCAAUCGCUUGAAGAAUAUCUCCCUGGAUGAUGCCAGUGCUCCUCGUCUAAUGGUUCUUCGUCAGCCAAGGGGACCAGAUAACUCAAUGGGAUUUGGUGCAGAAAGAAAGAUCCGUCAAGCUGGUGUCAUUGACUAAUCACACCCACAAAGCACAUCAUUAAUCCACUAUGGUCAAGUUGGGGGGAUUCUGGUGAAGGGUUCUGAAUAUCUUUCUCUUCAUCCCUCCCAAAACCUGGAAUACUUAUUCUAUUGAGCUAUUACACCAGUUUUAACACCUUCCUCGUGUUAUGUUUAAAAAAAAAAAAUAAAUAAAUUUAAGAAACCAUUUUAAAAUUAUGCACAGUUGCAGCCUGGGAAACUUAAGGUGGCGCCUUAUAGUAUCAAUUUAGGAGCUUUAUUUGGUGCAUUUAACGCAACUGGUAAUUGCAAAUUCCACUUCGCCUGUGUAAAUGAACAAUACAGACUGUUACCUUGUUGGCCCUAUGAAAUUCUGCACUCUAUUCAGUAUAUACUCUACCUUCAUUACUUAGCACUCAGCCGCAUUCUUUUCCUUUUCUUUCCUGUUCAUUAUGCUUUAAUUCUGAGGACCAUAUGAAGGUAGAAUAUAUUACCUUUAAAAAAAAUUACAAAAAUUUAUAUAGCAAACGAUUUUCUUAAGUUGAUGGCCAAAUGUUAAAAUGUUAUUUUCAUAUCAUUUAUAAUCUUGUCACAAUCCACUUAACGAGUUUGAUUACAUUUCAGUGAAAAUUAUCUUCCAGAUAGGUUUUUUUUUUUUCUUCCUGGGAUGGGGGUAAAUAACUUUACUACAAUUAGUAUGUGUGGUGCAGAAUUUCAUGCAAAUGAAGUGUGCCAGCAGUGUGAUAAUUUAAACAUAUUUAAACAAAAGACGAAUGCACAAAAUUGCUGCUGCUUAGAUCACUGCAGCUUCUAGGACCCAGUUUCUUUUACUGAUUUAAAAACAAAACAAACAAAAAAAAUAAAAAAGUUGUGCCUGAAAUGAAUCCUGUUUUUUUUAUAAAUAGCCCCCUGGUUCCAGUGUCCUGUUGAAUAUAGGCACUUGAUCCUGGUGUAGCUUCUGUUCAACUUUGUAUCACGGGAAUGGAUUGGCCUGAUUUCUCUGCCCUCUUGAAUUGGCCCCAAACAGGGUCUCUGGCAAGUGGAGUGAGUGAAGGCUUUUUGUCUAAAGAUGACAAGAGUCAGCUCAGGGGUUGUGGGGAGGGCGCUUUCAUCUUCCCCGUUGUCGUUUGAGUAUUUGAUCUCUGGGUAAAGAGGCCAUUUAUCUUUGUAAACACAAGACAUUUUUUGCUUUCUCCGUUUUUCUGUUAAUGGCGAAAGAAUGGAAGCGAAUAAAGUUUUACUGAUUUUUGAGACACAA
Molecule: messenger RNA, 2791 nt
Organism: Cricetulus griseus (Chinese hamster)
Lineage: Eukaryota; Metazoa; Chordata; Mammalia; Rodentia; Cricetidae
Source: RefSeq, a predicted model, not a curated record